This is a messenger RNA of Pediculus humanus corporis (human body louse), 1104 nucleotides long. RefSeq names its product cAMP-dependent protein kinase catalytic subunit, putative. Gene Ontology annotation, biological process: peptidyl-serine phosphorylation. Gene Ontology annotation, cellular component: nucleus; cAMP-dependent protein kinase complex. Gene Ontology annotation, molecular function: ATP binding; cAMP-dependent protein kinase activity. The transcript is spliced from 2 exons. The record is from RefSeq and is a predicted model, not a curated record. The coding region runs from base 1 to 1104 and encodes 367 amino acids. Lineage: Eukaryota; Metazoa; Arthropoda; Insecta; Psocodea; Pediculidae.
AUGCCUAUUUCAAUGAGCGAAAUCAAAGUUGAAGCUCCACUGGAUAAAUCCAAAUCCUGUGAAAGAACUGGAUCUCUCGUCACAGAUUUACAAGCCCAUUUAGAUAGGGCUAAAAUCGAUUUCAAUGUUAAAUUCAACAGAAAAUUUACUAAUCCUCCAAAUGUUUUAUUAGAAGAUUUUGAUCGCAUGAGAACUUUAGGUACGGGAUCCUUCGGUCGAGUCAUGUUGGUUAAAAAUAAAAAAACCGGACUUUUUUACGCCAUGAAAAUUCUAGACAAAUCUAAAUUGGUACGUUUGAAGCAAGUCGAACAUACGCUAUACGAAAAAAGAAUUCUUUCGUCCAUACAUUUUCCUUUUGUGGUUUAUAUGGAGUUUUUUUUUAAAGACAAUAGCUACCUCUAUUUUGUCAUGCCGUUCAUUUUAGGCGGAGAAAUGUUUUCGCAUCUUCGAAAACUCGGUAAAUUUGAAGAAAACCUUUGUAGAUUUUACGCAGCUCAAGUUGUUCUUGCUUUACAAUAUCUUCAUCAUUUAGACCUUGUCUAUCGAGAUUUAAAACCCGAAAACAUUCUCAUAGACCGAAACGGUUAUUUAAAAUUAACCGAUUUCGGAUUUUGUAAAAUUGUUUCCGGGCGAACGUGGACGUUAUGCGGAACUCCCGAAUAUUUAGCCCCCGAAGUUAUUCUAAGUAAGGGAUAUGGUAAAAGCGUUGACUGGUGGUCCCUCGGAAUUUUAAUUUAUGAAAUGGCCGCCGGUUAUCCGCCUUUUUAUGCAAACGACCCCAUGAAGAUUUACGAAAAAAUAGUAUCCGGAAAAUUUCGUUUCGCAUCCAAUUUCACGCCCGACAUAAAAGAUUUGAUAAAAAAUUUACUUCAAGUUGAUUUAUCGCGACGCUACGGUAAUUUGAAAAAUGGCGUCGAAGACAUUAAAGGUCAUAAGUGGUUUAAAAAUGUUGAAUGGUUAAAUUUACUGAAUCACAUGGUUGAACCACCCUUUAUGCCCAAAGUGAGAAGCCCCGGGGACACUUCAAAUUACGAUCAUUACGAUGAAGAAACCUUACAUGUGGGCUCUAAUGAUAAAUUUCAAAAAGAAUUUCGUGAAUUUUAA